Molecule: messenger RNA, 1611 nt
Organism: Coniophora puteana RWD-64-598 SS2
Lineage: Eukaryota; Fungi; Basidiomycota; Agaricomycetes; Boletales; Coniophoraceae
Exons: 2
Coding region: 11-1597 (528 amino acids)
Source: RefSeq, a predicted model, not a curated record
GGUUUCUUAAAUGGCUGAAGAUAGCAUAGAUCACCUGCUCAGGCAGAGCAGCUCAAUCCACCCUCCAGCUAUGGCUCUCCCGUUUGAGCUGGUCAUCGACAUCAUUGACCGUGCAUGCGCCCCUCCGUCGCUUCUCGACCCAUACCUGGGAUGCGGACCUAUGUCGCCGUGGGCACAGAAUCUCCGAUUCCAGAAAGGCCUCACGCUGGUGUGCAAAUCAUGGUCUGAAGCAGGAAAAGAGCUCUUGUAUCGCGACGUUGUUAUACGACGCAUUAGCCAACUUCCACUCCUCGCACAUGCGCUCUUCAAGGACUCGACCUCGACGCUGGCUCCGAUGGUGAAGAAGCUACGACUCCUGUGCUACGUCUCGUCCAGCCAGCAUCGUGUGCUGGAGAUCUCCCUCAAGUCAGUCUUCUUGAUGUGCACCAGGAUCAGACACCUCGUGUUUGACCCAGUGCUGGAUGCAUCCUGGAGCUCGUCGGCUCAGAUCGCACCCGAGUCCACGUUCAUGGCGCUGCAAAAUGUUCCUGAAGUCCGACGCGAACUAAUCACACACGUCGAGCUCGGUAUUCCCGUCUCGCUUUCACAUGCAAUCCCUGAGCUGGUUCAGUUUCCCAACCUCACCGUUCUCUCCUGCGAGCUGAGUCAUCUGGCUCCCGCCGCUGAUGGUGUGCCGUACACGUUUUUGCAGCUUGAUGAUCUACGCAUCACGCUUUCUUACUCGAACCCUUCCUAUGUAGACGCUGCCUUUGGCAACAACUACCAGUCACUGAUAUCCAGUCUCAGGCUUCCGGCACUGCGUAAAGUCUCAUUCAUCGCCUGGGCAGAUUAUAUGCUCCCCCACUACGUUUCCUUCUUGAAGAACUUCGGCAACCAACUGCUAUGUCUCGUGGUAUACGGGCACUUUCACCGUGUUUCGCAAUUUGAGGAGCUCAUACAACACUGCCCGAACGUUGAGCACCUUGUUGUGCCCCACGUGAAGGACCUGACAACGCUGGAGCAUCCAAAGGUCGUGUGGCUUGACGCAUUGGGUGGGCCACCAUCAUUGUGCAAAAACCAUGAUUUGAUGGACGCCUACAAGAACCUGCCCUGCCUACGGGGUGUACGCCAUCUUUGUACCUCCCUCUUCCAGGUCGCAGUUCUGCCUUCUAUCUUCCCUCCUCACCUCGCCACUCGCCUACCAGGUUCUAACUCGCAAGCAUCAUUGCUCACAUACCCUGGUUUCGCCAUAUGCAUAAGGAAGGGUUUGGUCUACCGGCUAGACCUGGAAUGUUUGGACAUGCAUUGCGGCUUAGACGAUGGUGGUUUUAGGCAUAUGUGGAAUUUUCCAGAAGACGAGCUAGUAAAGGCUCGCGGUUCUAAGGUGGAAGAAGGUGGAGCAGGGGAAAGAGGAGACGGAGAGGGGGCAGAAGAACAGGGAUCAAAAGGAGAGAAAGGAGAGGAAGGAGAGGAAGGAGAGAGUGGAGAUGAUGCGGCCUCAAGCUCAAGUGAGGCAACAUCUUCUGAAUAUGAGGAUUGCGAAGUGGAUGGAAUAGAUGAAGACAUGACGGCGCUGGAAGACAUGUUAGACAGUCUUCAAAUACUGUCUAAAUUUUAAGCAGCAUAUACCCG